Messenger RNA from Anolis sagrei ordinatus, 2757 nucleotides. The record is from RefSeq and is a predicted model, not a curated record. Lineage: Eukaryota; Metazoa; Chordata; Lepidosauria; Squamata; Anolidae.
CUUCCAGAUGUGGAGAGGAUGGCCGGCGGGAGGAGGGACACGUAGCUGUGGCCACUGUGGGUCUCUUCCAGGAACGGCCAGGAGCCCUUUAAGGGCCUGAGUGUAAGAGUGCUGUGGAGUGACCGCAGGGCAUCAUCCUGGCCUGAACAUCCUGUCGGCCAGAUAGGACUGCUGUCCAGCUGCCUUCACCCCCUUUGCUGGCCUUCCCGCCCUUUGCUGGGCCAGCAGCCCAACAGUUAAUCCAGGAUCAGUACAGGCGACUUCCUUUCAGGCUUUGGAAGGAGCUCACUUUCCUUGUGACCGAUUUGGGGAGAAGGAGGGAGAGGGAAGGAAAGGGGGAAGCAGCACAGGAAAGAGCCCACAGCGGAAGAGAAGGAGGGAGGCAGGGCUGCAGGAAGGGCUGGAAGGAAAGCAGCAGCUCCUGGGAUGGGGCCCGCAAAGGGACAGAAGACGGACAUCCCGUGCCCAACUGGCAUUCUCUCAUCGUCGGGGCAAAGGAAGGGAAGUGGCCACAACCUCCUCAGCUGCACACCUCUCUCUCUUGAUAGUUUAAUGAUUGACUAGCCAUUUGGGUGAUCAAAUACAUAAAGCCACGGUGUGUUCAAAGCCAUUUCUUGCUCAGCACAGCUCUAUUCCGUAGCCAUGGCCAAGGGCUUCUUCAUCAGCAAGACGCUGGGCAUCGUGGGCAUCGUGCUGGGAGUGGCCGCAGUGGCCACCAUCAUCGCCCUCUCUGUGGUUUACUCAGAGGAGAAGCAAAAGAAUGCCUCACUGUCCAGUGCAGCCACUACGACGAAACCCACCACCACCACCACCACCACAACCACCACCACAACAACAACAACAACAACAACGUCGACAGCUGGGCCCACAACCACAAAACCCUCCGGAACAAUCCCUGGAUCUGGCUCUACUCCCAGUCCUACCACAUCUGCUCCAAGUAACCCUUGGAACAAGCUGCGACUGCCCAAAACCCUAGAACCAAGUCACUACACAGUCAGCCUGCAGCCCUUCCUGACCCCAGAUGACCGGGGUCUCUACAUCUUCCAGGGGAACAGCACCGUCCGGUUUGUGUGCCUCACACCCACCAACCUGAUCCUCAUCCACAGCAAAAAGCUCAACUACACUGACCAGACGGGGUUCCUGGUGUCCCUGAGUGGGGUGGAUGGUGCCGCAGUACCCACCAUCACUCAGACCUGGAUCCAAGAGGACACCGAGUACCUGGUAGUGCAGCUGGCAGGGAACCUUGAGCAGGGCAAGUCUUAUGAGAUGCACACCACCUUCACGGGGGAACUGGCCGACGACCUGGCCGGCUUCUACCGCAGCGAGUACCAGGAGGACGGCAAGACCAAGGUGGUGGCCACCACACAGAUGCAGGCGGCCGAUGCCCGAAAGGCUUUCCCUUGCUUCGACGAACCUGCCAUGAAGGCCACCUUCACCGUGGUCCUGAUCCACCCUUCCGAUCAUGUGGCGCUCUCCAACAUGCCAGUCUCCAAUACGAUACAGAUGACAAUGGAGGAUGGCCAGUUGUGGAACAGGACCGAGUUUCUCCCGACCCUCAAAAUGUCCACCUACCUGCUCGCUUUCAUUGUCAGCCAGUUUGAGUCAGUGAAUGCUUCCCAGAAUGGUACCCUGAUCCGGAUCUGGGGCCGCCCCAAGGCCAUCGCGGAGGGACACGGUGACUAUGCCCUACAAGUCACGGGACCCAUCCUCAGCUUCUUUGAGAGGCACUACAACACGGCUUACCCACUGCAGAAGUCAGACCAGGUGGCCCUCCCCGAUUUCAAUGCUGGUGCCAUGGAGAACUGGGGGCUGGUGACCUACCGGGAAAGUGCCCUGCUCUUUGACGCCAACUUUUCCUCCAUUGGAAACAAGGAGCGGGUGUUGACAGUCAUCGCUCACGAACUCGCCCAUCAGUGGUUCGGGAACCUGGUGACCCUCCGCUGGUGGAACGACUUGUGGCUGAAUGAGGGCUUUGCGUCCUACGUGGAAUACCUGGGUGCAGAUGCCGCGGAGUCCACCUGGAAUAUUAAAGACCUGAUGGUGAGCAACGAAAUGUACCGGGUGAUGGCCAUUGACGCGCUGGCCUCCUCACACCCGCUCUCCUUCCUUGAAAAUGAGAUCAACAGCCCAGCUGAAAUCAGUGAAGUCUUUGACUCGAUCGCCUACAGCAAGGGAGCCUCAGUGCUGAGGAUGCUCUCCGAAUUCCUCACAGAGGAACGCUUCAAGAGAGGUCUGCAGUCGUACCUCCACACCUAUUCCUAUGGAAACACCGUCUAUAGUAACCUCUGGGACCACCUGCAGAAGGCGGUGGAUGAGGACGGAUUCAACAACACCCUUCCUGGCUCCAUCGAGACCAUCAUGGACCGGUGGACAUUGCAGAUGGGCUUCCCGGUGUUGACCGUGGACACUGCGACCGGGCAGGUCACCCAACAGCACUUCCUGCUGGGCAACUCCUCCGUCCAGCGGCCCUCAAAUUUCAGCUACACCUGGAUCGUGCCCGUCACCUGGAUGACCUCUGAUGGUGAAGGAAUCAUGCGCUGGCUCACUGAAACAACAGAAAACGUACCCGACUUUGCUACAGCCGGAACCCCAAACAAGUGGCUGCUGCUCAACCUUAACGUUGUUGGAUAUUACCGGGUGAACUAUGACCAGGGAAACUGGAACCGGCUGAUGGAGCGGCUGAGCGACAACCACCAGGUAAUCCCUGUUCUCAACCGGGCUCAGCUGAUUGACGAUGCCUUCAACCUGGCCAGGUGA